Molecule: messenger RNA, 2799 nt
Organism: Drosophila obscura
Lineage: Eukaryota; Metazoa; Arthropoda; Insecta; Diptera; Drosophilidae
Exons: 9
Coding region: 1-1719 (572 amino acids)
Molecular function (GO): calcium ion binding
Source: RefSeq, a predicted model, not a curated record
AUGAGCAAUGGAGAUGAAUCUGUGAGCCACUGUGCGUGUCGACCAAGUUUUGGGCGGAUGUUUCCGGACCGACCUUGCAAGCCCACAUAUACCUACGAAUUGCAAAUGGAAACUCUCCGAGUUGGAAACUAUAUCCUCAAGUUCAACGAUGGACUUAAAAGUAAUGCGUCAAACGAAUAUCGUCACCUUAGUGGAAUUAUACUAGAUGCCGUCGACCGCAUGAUAAUGCAAUCUGACUUUCGGGACGUUUAUCACGGUCAAUUAAUUAGCAUUACUGUUAAGCAAGAUAAUAGUAUUAGUAAAUUUUUGCUCCAGUUGUCCGAGAACAGCGAUCAAAAGCGACUAUCAUUCGUUUUUAAAAAAUAUUUGCGGCAAAGCAAUUUUAGCAUUGGAGGCACUGAGUUAUAUACUUCUAAAGAGGGAAUUAAUUCAUUAGAAUUUAAAGAUUUCGACGAAUGCCGUCACGAAAAUUUUCAUGACUGUUCUACCAACGCUCAAUGCUUUAACUUGGGUGGCAGUUACACAUGCAGUUGCCUGGAUGGUUAUGUGGAUAUAUCUGAUAACGCCAUUUAUCCGGGUAGAAAAUGCUCAGAUAACAUAAUUGGCUGUGAAAAGUGCAAUUACCACGGGAAAUGUAUUACAACGACGCUGGAUAAAGUGCCGAGCCUAACUACGGUAUGCCAGUGCUUUCCUUGGCAUGCAGGAACGAGGUGCCAACUAAAUCUUAAGAUACUUUUGAUCUGCCUGAUUGCCAUCGGUACAGUGCUGUUUAUUUUGCUCCUGUUUUGCAUAUUGAUUAUACACACAAAGCGUAAGAACCAGGGCGCUCCUGCAAGUUCCAUAUUUAUUACAGCAUCAAAUAUACAUCCUAGCAUACUGACGUCUUCUGGAAAAUCGAGACUAGUAGAAUAUAUAAAUGAUUCCAAUAGCGAAUCAAGUUAUAGCUCAGGAUCUGUUUUGCAUAAGAAAGACCAUGGGGUGAAAAAGUCAAAGGUGAAACCAGGAGUACUGCCAAAAACGAAUGCAGCUCAAAAAUACAAAGUUACUUCAAUCCGGAAUAUGUAUGACGUACUUGAUUUAAGCGAACCAAUUGAAGAACAGGACUUUCCAUCAUAUAACAUGGAUGAAGGUGUUACUGAUGCUGAUACAGACCAAGCCGAUCGUUCUCUCACCUUUAUGAUACCACGUGCUAAAUUCCGCCAACCGUAUAUUUUAAAGCAUUCCCAGCUGAAUAAUAAUCUAUAUUUGGAAAAUAAAGAAGCUCGGGGAGAUUUGCAUAAAAAGGGGGGCUUGGAAUAUCGAUCUGUUUUUAUGGACACGUCGAAGCAAAUUAUAAAAGCAACCGAGCGUUCCGCUCAGAAACGCAUCACACCCACUAGUGCACUAGUUUCCGCUGGCUAUGAAGUAUCUGCAAUUGUAAACGAUCCCACCGCCGAACCUGUCAACGUCGUAUCAGCCAUGAAUGUUGAACUAAAAUCACAACAAAAUGUAAAACUAGAUUCUGAAUCGAAUGGCGUACGUUCGUUUGACGAAACAACAGUUGAAGCUGUAACUAUCCCCGCUCUUCUCAAAUUAAGCAUGCAGAUUGAGAACCAUACAAAUGAGGAAGUUAACACAAUGGCUGAAAGAGAUUUGGGCUCAACCUUUCUGCUGCCACAUACGCAUCUAUAUAAGCCCGAAAAGAUACCUAGUGAGUUUUCUGGAUUUGAUUCUGUGUAAAUGCUGGGACACCUUUAAAAAGCAUAACCACAUUCUCGGGCAUAUUUUCUAUAUUAGCUCUAUGAUAUAAUGGAAUAUUUGGGAAGUUAAUACAUCUCCUCCUGAAAAGCCGACGAAAUAGGGAGGAAAAAAAUAACAGAAUUCUGUAUCACUGAAGAUCAAAAAAAGCUGAUGCUACGCUAGCGGUGCGCACGCUUUUUUAUUUUGGGAGCAGUCAUUAUUAGUUGGCGCAAUCACUGCAAUUGUUAUAUAAGUAGAAAAUUGACUCGGGAAUUUGCAUAUGUUACAAGCCAACCCCAACCCCGCUUCAGACAAGUGCUCUCAACGAUUUUAUUCGAUCUUGCCAAUUCCGACUUGUAUUUUAACGAGAAUGGGAUUGUUUAUAUCGGCUAAUACUAAUCAAUAACAUAUAAUACAUACUCCUAUCCAUAUACAUACUCGUACUUUAUGCUGUCGCGAAUAAUCAAAAUCGAUCGAAAUCAUAAAGCCAUUUGCCAUUUGCAUUAAUGAAUUUUGUAUAUACUUAUAGAAAUCAGAAAUACAGGAACUUAAGGUAUCUUUGUACUCUAAGAGUAUAUAUUUUGAGAUUUUAAGUUUUUUAAUUGCUUUCAGCGAGCUAAUCAUCAUGUAGGAUAUAAAUUAGGUAUUCAUUGUAUUCAUAAUUUAAAUACAAAAAGUACAAAAAAGGGUAAACCAUUUUUUUGAAACUUAACAUAUAUUUGUAUAUAGAAAAUUUCUGUACUCGAAUGUAAUCUGUGCCAGCUUUUUUAAAUAAGUUUGUCAAAAUAUUUUUCUAAUAAACGAUGUAUUAUAAUAAGUAUAUUUUAUCAAAUGUACAGAAUGCCGCUGUCUGCUAUAACACUGUUCAAAACUUAUUUUUUGCUUUGCACGAGACAAAAAUUGGGUUAUAGGCCUGGACGAAUUUGCAAUAUGCUUAAAAAAGGUUGUUUAAUUAUAAAACCUCGAAUUUGUGAAUUUUUAUACGCAAUCUGCAGCGCAUCUCGGCAUCCACAAAAAUGUAUGCUCCAGGAUUUUUUCUUUGUGGUGAAAGAAUGGUAAUACCUGAUAUAUAGCGAGCCA